Messenger RNA from Cavenderia fasciculata, 873 nucleotides. RefSeq names its product soluble NSF attachment protein alpha isoform (gene snpA). The transcript has 3 exons. The coding region runs from base 1 to 873 and encodes 290 amino acids. NCBI's taxonomy places the organism in Eukaryota, Evosea, Eumycetozoa, Acytosteliales, Cavenderiaceae. Gene Ontology annotation, biological process: SNARE complex disassembly; intracellular protein transport. Gene Ontology annotation, molecular function: soluble NSF attachment protein activity; syntaxin binding. The record is from RefSeq and is a predicted model, not a curated record. Gene Ontology annotation, cellular component: SNARE complex; vacuolar membrane.
AUGAGCGACGAAGUUAAAGCAAAGGAAUUUUUCGACAAGGCAGAGAAGAGAAUCAAGGGAUCCAAUAUACUUUCAUUCUUUGGAGGUGGUUCAUCUAGAUUCGAUGACUCUGCUUCUGACUUUACCAAAGCUGGUAAUUUAUACAAGAUGGCAAAGAAGUGGGAUCAAGCAGGAUGUUGUUUUCAAAGAGCAGCAGAAUGUUAUUUAAAGGCAAAUAGUAAACAUGAUACUGCACAGAGUUAUGUGAUGGCAUCGAAUUGUUACAAAAAGGGUAAUGUGUCAGAGGCAGUCAUUUGUCUCAAGGCAGCCAUUGAAUAUUAUACAGAUGAAGGUAGAUUCAGCAUUGCUGCCAAGCAUCAAAAGGAGAUUGCAGAGAUAUACGAAGCCGAGGGUGACUUGGACCAAGCCAUCGCAUCCUACCAAAUUGCUGCAGACUUUUUCGAAGGCGAGAACAGCACCGUCUCGUCACAUCAAUGUUUAUUAAAGAUUGCUCUCUUUUCUGCACAACUCGAGCGUUAUGACAAGGCCAUCGAAAUCUACGAACACGUUGCCUCUGCCUCUCUCGACAAUAAUCUUACACAAUGGGGUUGCAAGGAGUAUUUCCUUCGUGCCUGUCUAUGUUAUUUGGCCUCUGACGAUUUGGUUUCUGCCGAUCGUGCCCUUCAUCGUUAUAGAGAUAUGCAAGCUAGUUUUGGUAAUUCAAGAGAAUGUCGUUUAUUAGAAGAUGUAAUUCAAUCAUGCAGAGAUAAUAAUGUUGAAAACUUUACAAAUGCUGUUGCUGAUUUUAAUAGUAUUAGUCCAUUGGAUGCUUGGAAGACUUCCAUUUUAUUAAAGGUUAAACAAACAAUCACAAGAGAGGAAUCUGUAGCUUAA